Trichobilharzia regenti is the source of this 1878-nucleotide messenger RNA. The record is from the annotation of a GenBank genome assembly. Lineage: Eukaryota; Metazoa; Platyhelminthes; Trematoda; Strigeidida; Schistosomatidae.
GACAAUGACGCGUCAAGGUCGUGCGAGUGACACAAAAUUUCGACCAAUUAAAAAAUCUGUAAAAGAAAUAUCGGUAACUUGCCCAUCUAUAGUGGACAAGUCUUUAUCCUGCGAUUCUCCUUAUUCAUUUGAUAAUCUCUUAGAUGAUAUAACAUCUGAAAUAUCCGUCAGUAGAUAUGUUAGGAAUUUGAAAUCAAUGAAUAACACUCAAAAGUUAGACGAGCUAGAAAGCAUCUUAAGCUCACAUCGAGAAACUUUGAAUACAGAUUAUGAGUUCAUUUCAUCACUUCUUAAGAAAAAUGAGGCUCUUCUGAAGGAGAAUGCUAACCAAAAACUGACAAUUAAACAACAAGCCAUUCAAAUUCAGCUGUUAGAAAAUAAACUGAAAAUGUUCUAUAAUAAUCAAUCGGAAAUCGGUACAAACACAUUGGAGUCAAGAAAAAUUGAUAUCUUAGAAAAAUGCUGUGAAAAAUUACAAAAGCAGAUUUUUGAAAUGGAAGAAUUUCUUCAUGAUCACGGUUUGAUGUGGAUUGGAGUGCAACCUUCAGACGACUGUACAACAAGUAACACUGGUAGUAAAACUGAAAUAAAAUUUGAUGAAAGUGUCUUCAAUCGCUUAAUCCAACAAAUUCAUUCGUUGAAUAAAUGGAUUGAACGUGGAUGUGAAAAGAAAAUCAUUUCACAGUCAACUUCAUCCAACAUAGCUUGUUUAAGAAAUGAAUCACCAGUACCAAUUGUUUUAUAUGCAGAUGGAUUAUGCUUUAAUUCUGAACCAUUUCGUUUAUAUAAAAGUCAUGCUACACUGCAAUUUAUUCAAGAUAUUUUAGAUGGUUAUUUCCCAUCGGAAUUACAAUCCCGUUAUCCAAAUGGUGUUCAGCUUAAACUGAUCGAUAAACAUACUGUGCAAUUUAUGUCAUUGAAGAAACCUAAUCCAUUUCUAUCCUCUGGGUAUAAAUUGGGAAGUCUAUACAAUUCACUAGCAGAUGAAUCCAACGAAGAUUAUGAUAUUUCUAGCCAUGAGAAGUUUAUGCCAAACAAUGAAGAAAAUGGUAUCACUCUUAAACAGGUUGGAAAUCAAUCAGAUGAAGAAAUGAAUAAUUUAUUGAGUGAACUCAUUCCACACGAACCGUUAACGUUUGAUGAUUUAUUAAAACGCUUACCAGAGUGUAAAGUGACUAAAUCUGGUCACAUAAUAAAUGUUAGAAAAGAUAUAAAAGAUGAAUAUGGUGGACGUGGUAUUAUUCCAACAAUCAGUAAUAUUGAAACAGAUCAUUUAAUAAAAGAACACAUAAAACAUGAUGAUCAAAUGAAGUUGAAUGACCUGAUAACAUUAAGAGUAUAUUCAGAAAAUGGUUCAGAAAUAUUCAAUUUAAAAAUGCAUCCAAUGAAUACAGUAGAGGAGUUAUAUUCAAUCCUUAAUUCUGCUAGAGCAAAAAGUGUUUCUACACUUAAUAGAUCUUAUCGUCUUGUAGCUAUGGGUACGCGUAAUUCCCAUGAAAAUUCAAAUCAACUGUGUUAUCGACAAUCUUUAGUUGACUUAUCAGCAAAGCUUAAAGAAUGUGGAAUAGUAGGUCGUACUACACUACGUAUGGAAUAUCAUCCAUAUAAACUGACAACACAUCAAACACAGAUUGAUGUAAAUAAUCUUUUGUCAACUCAACAGAACAAUCUAUGGAAUCAUACAGAAUCAAUAGUGUCUAACCAAAGAUACAAAGAAUCUUUGAAUAAAUCUGUAAGAUCGUCUGAAUAAAACUGAGCGUUUAACAAGUGACUUGUCUUAUCACAAGAAAAAGAAAUGUGUUAGAAAAUAUUUUAAUGUGUUCCCCUUUUAUGUUAUUUCUCAUAAUAAAUAAUUUAAAAAGUAAAUUCUAUCUUUUA